This is a messenger RNA of Aspergillus saccharolyticus JOP 1030-1, 1949 nucleotides long. RefSeq lists its product as uncharacterized. Gene Ontology annotation, cellular component: Golgi apparatus. The record is from RefSeq and is a predicted model, not a curated record. NCBI's taxonomy places the organism in Eukaryota, Fungi, Ascomycota, Eurotiomycetes, Eurotiales, Aspergillaceae. Gene Ontology annotation, molecular function: alpha-1,3-mannosyltransferase activity. Bases 205 to 1767 code for a protein of 520 amino acids. The transcript has a single exon. Gene Ontology annotation, biological process: protein O-linked glycosylation.
CCUCGGGCCCUCGUGGCCCCUCUCGACAACCUGUUAACAGUGCAAUGGAUCGACACCAACCCUAAAACCCUUUGAAGGGCAACGUCACCUCCCAGGCAGAAACAAUCCGGAUUCUGGCAGCUACUGCAGUGCUCUGCUGCUGCUGCUGGUGUGUUUUGUGCUGCACACGCGCCCGCCCAUGCAUUUUCCACCUCCAUCGACACCAUGCUGGCUUGGUCAGAGCCCAAGCUGCUGCUAUCGCAGAAGAUGAGUCUUUUGACGACUCUGUUCAACCCGCGCAAUUUCCGGCUCGUCAUCGCCGCUAUCGCGACGACAUGCAUCCUCUUCGUGCUCCUGUUCUUCCCGCGGGGCUCCGCCGCUUCUUUAGACAUGACCCGAUUUCCCGACCUCAAAACCACCCAACCCCCCAUUACCGCGACAGAGACCACCCACGCUAACCUCACAACCGCCGAAGUCACUCUCCUCACCGACCUGACGCAGUACUUCACUGACUACCCGAUCGAGAAGCCCUUCAAAGAGCGAUACGGUGAGCUGGGCCGCCGUCUACGCAUCGUGCGGGACUGGCUGACACUGGCGCAAACCACCAACAACCCGACCACGCGAGCGCUUUACCAGGAUGCCAUCGAACAAGUCGUCGCCACGCAAUUCCCCUUCCUCACGCACCCUUCCCACCCGGCCACCACCACGCACCCGCUCGCGACCCUCCGCGCGAGCUUCACCGCGCCAAGUGCCGGGAUCGUCAUUCCCACCAGCGACAAAACCGUGCGGUACGCGGCUCAUUUGAUCGGGGCCCUCCGCUCGGUGCUCAACUCCACGCUUCCGAUCCAGGUCGUCUACGCAGGGGACAGCGACCUCGCCGCGCGGAACCGCGACCUACUCGCCAGCUUAGCGGGCCCAUCGCCGACGGCCCCCACCAUCGAAUUCCUCGACAUUCUGACGGUGUUCGACGACGCCACCCUCCAGCUUCAGACCGGAGGGUGGGCGAUCAAGGCGUUCGCGGCGCUAGCCUCGCGGUUCGAGACGGUGAUCCUCGCGGACGCGGACGCGGUUUUCUUCCAGCAACCCGAAGUGCUGCUGGAGCACGAGGCAUUCGUCCAGCGCGGGGCGCUGCUGUUCCAUGACCGGCUCCUGUGGCAGUAUGCGUUCGAGGAACGACAUCAGUGGUGGCAUUCGCAGAUCCGGCGGCCGAGCGCGGUCAUGAACGACUCGCGCGUAUGGGUGGAGAAGUACGCCGAGGAAGGGGACUCCGGGCUGGUCGUGCUCAACAAAGGACGCGCGGAGAUUUUGGUCGGGCUGCUGCACGUCUGCUGGCAGAACUCGUACGAGGUGCGCGAGGAGACAACGUACAAAAUCACGUAUGGCGAUAAGGAGAGCUGGUGGUUUGGGUUGGAGCUGGCGGGGGCGGAGUAUGAGUUCUCGCGGCAUUACGGGGGCAUUGUGGGGUGGGAGAGCCCGGUCGAGCGGGGCGCUCAGAAUGUGGUGGAUGGGGUGUGCAGUUUUGUGAUCGCGCAUGUGGAUGCGCGGGAUCGCUUGCUGUGGUGGAAUGGGAGUUUGCUGAAGAAUAAGGGCCAGCUCGGGAUGGAGAAUGAGUAUCAGGUGCCGGAGAAGUGGAUGAUUGAUGCGGAGUGGGUCAAGGGGGCGAGGAAGCAGGAUGCGAGUUGUAUGGUGAAUGGGGUUAUUCGAGAUUUGACGGGGGAGGAGAAGAGGGUCUUAGAGCGGUCGAUUGAGUUGGCCCAGUCGCUGGAUAAGUUGGUACAGCUGGGAUGAGUGGCUUCAAAACGGCCCCCUGGAAGUUGACUGGAACUGUCUCGACUGCCGCUUGCAUGCUACAUCUCCAUCCAACUGCGUGUUGUUGGAAUGCGGGAAUGAACGCCAUACAUACACAACAACUUUGUACAUACAUAUGAUAUCCGAAUCAAUAGUGGUCUAAAUACCCAUGCUCAUCCGCA